Molecule: messenger RNA, 1119 nt
Organism: Chrysochloris asiatica (Cape golden mole)
Lineage: Eukaryota; Metazoa; Chordata; Mammalia; Afrosoricida; Chrysochloridae
Gene: ZNF470
Product: zinc finger protein 470
Exons: 2
Source: RefSeq, a predicted model, not a curated record
AUGAAACCUGUCGUUCCUGUGGAAGAGAGAAUAUCUCUUUGUGACACAGGUAAUACAAGGCUCAAAAAACAUUCAGUUCUCAAAAAAGCCAAACAUGCCUCUGGAGAAAAGAAACUUUUAAAAUGUAAUAUCUGCGAGAAAUUUUUUGCCCAAAACUCAAGCCUUACACUUCAUCAAAGAACUCAUACUGGAGAGAAACCCUUUGAAUGUAUUGAAUGCAGGAAAGCCUUUAGUCAGAAUGUCCACCUUAUUCGACAUCAGAGAAUACACACAGGCGAAAAGCCUUUUAAAUGUACAGAGUGUGGGAAAGCCUUUAGCCAUGGCUCAACCCUGACUAUCCAUCAGAGAACUCAUACAGGAGAGAAACCGUAUGAGUGUGCUACUUGUAAGAAAGCCUUUAACCAUAGAGGGGCCCUGAAAGUUCAUCAGAGACUCCAUACAGGCGAGAAACCCUAUGAGUGUAAAGAAUGUGGGAAAGCCUUCCGGCAGAGCACAUACCUUGCUCAUCAUCAGAGGAUUCAUACUGGAGAGCGCCCUUACGAAUGCAGGGAAUGUGGGAAGACCUUCAGGCAGAACGCACACCUUGCUCAACAUCAGAAAAUACACACUGGAGAGAAACCCUAUGAGUGCAGAGAAUGUGGGAAAGCCUUCAGUAAGAGCGCACACCUUGCUAACCACCUGAGUAUCCACAGUGAUGAGAAGCCUUAUGAAUGUGCUGAAUGUGGGAAGUCCUUUAGUAACGGGUCCUAUCUUGGGAAACACCAGCGAGUCCAUACUGACAAAAGACCAUAUGAAUGUUUUGAAUGUGGUAAGGCAUUCAGAUACAAGCAGUCCCUUAUUUGUCAUGAAAGGUCUCAUACUGAUAAGGAACCUUAUGAAUGUAGUGUUUGUGGGAGAACUUUUAGCAAACACAAUGCCCUUACUGUCCAUAAGAAAACUCAUACAGGAGAGAAAGCUUAGCAAGUAGAAUGUAGAAAAGCCUUCAGCCAGAUGACGAAUUUAAUUCUACAUGAAAGAAUCCAUAUGGGAGAAAGGUCCUAUGAAUGUACGGAUUGCAGAAAAGUAUUGAAGGAAAGCGUACUCUUUGCUCAUCAUCAGCAGAUUCAGACUGGAGAGUGA